Molecule: messenger RNA, 450 nt
Organism: Phytophthora nicotianae INRA-310
Lineage: Eukaryota; Oomycota; Peronosporomycetes; Peronosporales; Peronosporaceae
Exons: 2
Coding region: 1-450 (149 amino acids)
Molecular function (GO): DNA binding
Source: RefSeq, a predicted model, not a curated record
AUGAAGUUUUCAAACAAGGAUCUCUAUUCUUUGCUCUUCACUGAGCUCGCACCUAAACAGGCCCGCUGCAACACCUGUCAAAAGGUAUACAAGAGCGGUAAUAGCUGCACUAAUCAAGUCCACCACCUCCUGAAGCGUCAUCCUGACUACCAAGAGCUAGCUGUGGCUGCCUACCGCAAGAGCAACCGCUUUGGGCUCAUACUGUCAGACCAGCGGACUAGUGACGUGUUCCGCUGGAUUGAGUGGUGCGUCAUGAACCACAUGCCCGUGAAUUUCGGUGAGCGUCCUCUCGUUCACGACAUUGCUCUCAAGCUUCCUGAGAAGUUUGGGGUGGUGCUCGAUGGGUGGUCUAGUGGUGGUUACCACUUCAUCGCCAUCAUGGCGGUUUUUGAUGACCCAACGGUCUCGCAACCAAAGGAGCGGAAUCCUAACUACGACGAGAGCAUUUAG